GUGUAAUGUUAACACCACACCACCACACCAUACCAUACCACACCAUACGACACCACCACCACCACCACCACACCACACCACACCGCACCACCACCAGACACCACCACACCACACCACACCACACACCAUACCAUACCACAAAACAUCACACCACACCACAUCACCACACCACAGUAUCCUUGGCGCCCCGACCUGCCCAGCCCCGCAAAGUCCCGCCAGGCCCCUCCGACCCCCGCCCCAUCCCGCCGCGACUAAGGAAGACGUCGGGAACGGAAUCGAACACAGUAAACUUCUACCUUCAACAGAGACAAAACUGCGACGGAGAUCCCUGCCCUAUCUUGGGCCUAUGCCUCAUGCAGCUUAAGAAUAUCAUGGCAACUAGAGAGAAGGUCCACAGCUUAAGAUUCAACCAGGAUCAUGGAUGCUUCAUUUGCUGUAUGGACUCAGGCGUUAGAAUAUACAAUGUGGAACCACUCACAGAAAAAGCACACCUGAAAGAAAGUGUGGCUGGAAGUGUGGGGCAUGGAGAAAUGUUGCACCGCUCAAAUUUGAUAGCAAUGGUUGGAGGCGGUGCAGUUCCAAAAUAUGCAGAUAACACUGUCCUCAUAUAUGAUGAUUGCAAAUCCCAGCUAGUCCUAGAGUUUACUUUCUCAGUUCCAGUAUUGGCAGUAAGACUUAGGAAAGACAGAUUAGUUGUUGUAUGUCGGCGACAGAUCCACGUGUUUUCUUUCCCUCAUUCUCCUCAACGACUUUUUACCUGUGAGACACGGGACAAUCUGUUAGGACUUUGUGAAGUAUCCCCACUUCCAUCUGCUGACAGACAUAUAUUGUGCUUCCCUGCCCACAAACUUGGUGCUGUACAGUUAGUGGAUCUUUUGACAACGGAAACCACUGUUUCUCAAGCUCCAUUCACUAUACAAGCACACCAAAGUGAGUUAGCCUGUCUUAGUAUUAACAGAGAGGGUACACUGCUUGCAACAGCCUCACUCAAAGGCACUCUGAUUCGAGUAUGGGAGACUGCUAGGAGAGUGUUACUGGCUGAGUUGAGGAGAGGCUCUGACCCAGCAACUCUGUAUUGCAUAAACUUCAGCAGCAAUAGUGAGUUCCUGUGCUGCUCCAGUGACAAAGGCACAAUCCACAUAUUCGCACUGAAAAACACUCACUUAAAUCGACGUUCUACAUUUUCAAAAAUAGGUUUCCUGGGUGGUUACAUGGAGUCACAGUGGGCCCUGGCAAACUUCACUGUUCCACCUGAGUGUGCAUGCAUAUGUGCAUUUGGGGCCAAUUCUUCUGUGUAUGCAAUCUGUGUGGAUGGGACUUUCCAUAAGUAUGUAUACAAGCCAGAUGGUAGUUGCAACAGAGAAUCAUUUGAUGUCUACCUGGAUUUGGUAGCAGAUGAAGAGUUUUGAUGCUGUAGUCUAAUUGAAAAUACAGACUGCAAUUAUUUGAAUAGUGGUUGUGAUACAGUAUAACUUCCUGGAAGUGAUUACAUUAACCAAAAAGUGCCAAUGGUGACUAAAUAAUCAGUUCUUGGAAGUGUUGGUUCUGAAGUAAUUCAUUUCAAUUUUAUCAUUGCACCAAAGCUUGUGUUGUGAGAUCUUAGUCUCCCUAGAAAAAAGAUGCACAUAUUAAUUAAUGCCUGUGGAACCUCCUACAGUUACAGGAACCACAUAACAUACCUGCACUAUGGAACAUCCAAUAUGAUAUGCAACACUGCUACAUCUUUAUGAUCUGCUUCAGUGUUGCUCUCCAGAUCUCCUGUGUCUGCAACAUUUUCAAACAUGUAACUUCUUGGAAAAGAAAAUUAAUUAAAGGCUAUAAUAUGAUCACUGUCAGUGCUGAUAACAGAAAGAAGAUUGUAAUUUACCUGACUUCAAAUCCAAAAUGUAUUUGUAGAAAAUGAAAUGGUAAGGAUAUGGUAUCAGUUCUGGUAUCAGUAAGAAUAGGCCUUUCUUUCAUAAAUUUGAUAGGUAUUACAUUUUAAUUGUAUGAUCAGAAAAUAAGCCCAAUGCCAGUAUCAUACGUCACAUAAUUAACAUAAAUACAAUUGUCCCAUUUGGCAGGUCACCAUUUUUAACCAGCUACUGUUGUGGCUACCAUUCAGUCUUCAAAUGUGACAGGUUCAGAGACCUGAAGGAUAAUGAAAAUCAUUUAGAAUUUUAUUUGUGUCAUUAGACAGUAAUUUUUUUGAACUUUAAAUAGUGAUAGAAGAAUAGUAUGUCCCCAUCACCCUGGCCAAUAGAAAAAUUUGUCAAUUUUGAGAAUAUUACAUAAACAGCACAUAUCAGAUAUUAAUGAGUGAACCACAAACCAGUUACAAGCAGUAUUUUGAAAGCAAAUGUUUCAGUGUAUUUUAUUAGCCUUUUGCUAAUCAUGUAGUAAGUUUGGCUGGAUUUUCUUGAGGAAUUAUCACAGUUCAACUUCAUGGCCUUUUAAAUUUAUGGCUUCAUCCUAGCAGUGUGCAUCCUUGGAAGACGUCAACUUGAAUUUCAGUUUGGGAUGCUUGCUGUCAUGCUUAUUUUAAGAGGGUAUUAUAUUCAUUGUAUUUAAGGAUCUUGGGUCACUAAAUGCUAAUUUGAUGAUUGGUCUUUAUUAUGGAAUUCAAAGGAUCUUUCAAGUUUUAAGGAGGUGUACCUGGCUUUUAUCCUAGUCAUCUGGAGUUUAUAUUCUUGCUCCAUUUUUAAACAUACUAUGUGUGUGGAGCAACAUUCAGUUAAAUCAGCAUCACUAACUUUUAUUUAUCACUGAGGUCUUGAUGAUGGCUUCCAAUUCAUUGCCAUGCAGACUGUUGAGCUUCAAGAUGUAAUGGGUCAGGGUGUUCAGAGACUGGGUUUUGAGCAUCAACACAUUGUAGUUCUGUACCUCCUGACAAAAGUGGGUAUGAUCAGGAAGUCAUCAAGUGGACCUUACCUGUUAUGAACCUGCUUAGCACAUCUGCAUGAGAUUGUUAAUAUUUGUGCAAGAUGAAAAUUCUAUAGAAUUACUCAUGCUACUUUUAUUGCCUCUUAACUGCUAGAUGUCAAUGUCAAAUGGUGAAAAGCAAUUAAAGGGGAUGGAAUUCAGAAAUUAAGAACCUCCAUCAGUAUUUUUAUGUACACGGUAAGACAAGGUCUAAUGUUUUGUCUAAGCUAUCCCCCUCUAAAAGGGAUCUUCAUUCUGAAAGCAUUUUGACAUCCAUUUUACUCCAAAGAAGUCUUAAGGUCAAUUCAAACAUAUCAGUGGCAUAUCAGUGCCAUGUCAGUUCGGUGUGAGUGAAAACCAUAACGCUUCAGUGACAUCUGUUCACACACAUCCAUAGUGACUAUAAAGUGUGAAAUCAGUCAUUUCCAAGAUGCCAAAGUUUUCAGAUGUGGAAUUGGCAAUGAUUGCCAUAAUUCUUUAUGAAGAGGAAGAGACUGAGCAUAAGCUUAAGAAAGGAAAGUGGGUACCUGAAGCAUGGAAGAAAAGAAAAAUUGAGUUGAUCCAUCAUUGAUGAUGGAAGAAAAUUUUCCAAAUAAAGUAUGUUGUUUGAGACUGCUGUCCAUAUACUUUGGCUGCAACAAAUCACACAUAACUUGAUGAUUCCAAACCAAUAAGUAGUUCACCAUUCAUUUCAUUGACAAACUCACAACACUUGUCCGAUGUCCUUGAAGAACUAAAAAAAUAUAGGUGGCACAGAGACAGAACUGACAUGGAGAGUCAAAACUCAACACUGCAUCAGCCAUGUGUAAAUGUGGCAACCUAAUUCAAAGUAAAUUUUUUUUCAUUAACACUAACAGACUGAGCAGACACAGCACUGAUACACCACUGAUAUGUGUGAAACAUAUCCAAAACUUCAUUGGCCAAAGGAGUAUUUACAAGAGAUAGAUUAGAGUAAAUAAAUUUAUAAAUUAUGGAACAAAUUGGUCAAUAGGGAAAGAUGCAAAUCUUGAGCAACACAAACAGAAUACAAGAGGAGCAUUUAAGGAGGCUUAUGAUUGACAUACAAACUUCAUCAUACCAUUACAUAUAUCGCCAGAUCAUUUUUUUUUUUUUUUUCAAAGAAAAAAAAUAUAUGAGAUGGAACAAGACAAUGACUGGUGGAAGUGCCAGUACUAAUUUAUAAUAAUUAAAAUUAAGAAAUACCAUAUUUUUUGGUUGAUGGGUAAAAAAGUUGCAUGGCUGCAUAUAAUUUUAUAUAUUUGUUAAAAUAUAUUUUAUCCAAGUUUAGUACAGUACUUUGUAAACUACUUCAAUAUUAUCUUUUUUAUA
This is a messenger RNA of Scylla paramamosain (green mud crab), 4230 nucleotides long. RefSeq names its product WD repeat domain phosphoinositide-interacting protein 4-like. Gene Ontology annotation, biological process: protein lipidation; protein localization to phagophore assembly site; nucleophagy. Gene Ontology annotation, cellular component: phagophore assembly site membrane; extrinsic component of membrane; cytosol. Lineage: Eukaryota; Metazoa; Arthropoda; Malacostraca; Decapoda; Portunidae. Gene Ontology annotation, molecular function: phosphatidylinositol-3-phosphate binding; protein binding; phosphatidylinositol-3,5-bisphosphate binding. The record is from RefSeq and is a predicted model, not a curated record. The transcript is spliced from 9 exons. Bases 6 to 1409 code for a protein of 467 amino acids.